CCCCCUUCACGACCCUGCUGGUUCGUCGGAUCCCGUCACGCGUCGUGCAGUUGUGGACAUCAUACGGGGAUGGAGUAGAGGGAAGUAUGGGUCCAAGUGAAGAAAAAACGGUCGACAUUUAUCGUGACACAUGGGUCCGCUUUUUAGGCUAUGCCAAUGAAGUCGGGGAGGCCUUCCGUGCUCUGGUGCCAGUGAGCUUUGUUUGGGGUAGUUAUGCUGUGGCUACUGCUUAUGUUACCGCAGAUGCAGUGGACAAAGGCAAAAAAGCAGCUGUGGCCCACGGAGACAAUCCAGGGAAGACAACACGAGUGGCCGUAGCGGUCGUGGACACGUUUGUGUGGCAGGCCCUGGCCUCUGUAAUCAUCCCGGGCUUCACUAUUAACCGGGUGUGCGCAGCGUCCCUGUAUCUGCUGGGCAAGUCCACCAAGUGGCCUCUGCCUGUUCGCAAGUGGACCACCACAGCUAUUGGGCUCUCCACCAUCCCCUUCAUCAUCACUCCAAUAGACAGGUCAGUGGAUUUCCUGCUGGACUCGAGCCUUAGGAAGGUCUACAAUGAUGGAAAGAAGCACGAAUAAAGAGAAUCAUGCAGACUGGAAGCACACCAGCCUGCACCAAUUAUGCAGACAAUCUGGAACGCAGCCAUUUCAUGGUGCAAGAUUUCAAACUCGCUUGGUGAUAUAACUGUAUUACCAUAGUUUUUAUGACAGAGCUGGAUAUUUAUGUACAAGGUUAGGUGAUUUAAAGGGAAAUCCUGCUCCAAAGCAGGCUCAGUUUUAUCCUCAGGGCAGUGUGGGUUAUAUUACCAAAAUAAAUCUUAAUGAGAAUGUAGUAAUAUA
Xiphophorus couchianus (Monterrey platyfish) is the source of this 836-nucleotide messenger RNA. RefSeq names its product mitochondrial fission process 1 (gene mtfp1). Gene Ontology annotation, biological process: mitochondrial fission. Lineage: Eukaryota; Metazoa; Chordata; Actinopteri; Cyprinodontiformes; Poeciliidae. The transcript is spliced from 4 exons. Gene Ontology annotation, cellular component: mitochondrion. Bases 87 to 575 code for a protein of 162 amino acids. The record is from RefSeq and is a predicted model, not a curated record.